UUUGGACUCACCACAGUUGAUGCAUCUCGACCAGCCGAUAAACUGAACUAGAUGAACAUUUAAUUUCUCAUAUUUCAGUAAGGACUCGUAAGAGAAAGUAUGGAAGCUAACAACAACGGAACGGGAAAGAAAGCAGAGGAUCAAGCCCACACUCUAAAUAUAAAUAGGACACCAGAUACGGAUGCAGACCUCACAGCAAAGGAUUCCCAGCCACCCUUCAAAGCCAUUGUCCAAGGUCAGCCUGCCACUUCUGCGGAGAACGGAGAAAACAACCCUAGGGUCCAACCUGGCCCUGUAGCAGAUAAGGAAAAUGCUAUUAAGCCAAAACUCCAGAUCACUUUUAGCACAUUUACUGUUAAGAAUGGUGAAGAUCUGAAAGUAGAGAUCCCAGUGGUUGGGGACCCAGCACCAAAGAUUGAAUGGAGAAAAGAUGGUCAGGCAGUCAAAGAGACAUCGAGGCUAGAGGUUUUAAAUACAUCGUCAUUAACAGUUCUUCAUAUCAGACAUGCUGCCAGGGAGCACUCUGGUCAAUACGCUAUCAUAGCAAGCAACAGUGCUGGAAAAUAUACAGGAGAAAUCACUGUGGUUGUUCUUGAGAAGCCGGACCCACCCACCGGGCCUGUGAGGAUUGAUGAGGUCAGUUCUGACUAUGUUACCAUUUCCUGGGAGCCACCAGACUACACAGGAGGCUGUCAGCUAGACAACUACAUAGUGGAGAAACGAGAAACUACAAGUACAGAAUGGCAGACUGUGUCAGCAACGACAGUAAGAACCACAAUCAAAGUCACCAAACUGAAGACAGGAAGUGAAUACCAAUUCAGAGUGUUUGCAGAAAAUAGGUAUGGAAAGAGUACUGCAAUCACCUCUCCUAUUGUAACUGCACAAUAUCCUUUUAGUGUGCCAAUUGCUCCUGGCACUCCCUUUGCAUCCACAGUGACAAAGUACAGCAUGGUGGUUGAAUGGGAGCCUCCAGCCAAAGAUGGAGGCAGCCCUAUCGUUGGCUAUCACCUUGAACGCAAGGAAAAGAACAGCAUUUUAUGGACCAAGCUGAACAAACUUGUUAUACCUGAUGCCCGCUUCAAAACAAGUGGACUAGUGGAAGGCAUUGAAUAUGAAUUCCGAGUCUUUGCUGAGAAUAUUGCUGGACUCAGCCCAUCUAGCAAGAUCUCUGAAUCAUAUGUGGCAAGAGACCCCUGUGAUCCACCUGGUAAACCUGAAGCUGUUGUCAUUACUAGAGAGAACAUCACACUUCAGUGGGCAAAACCCAGGUUUGAUGGUGGAAGCACCAUUACGGGCUACGUUGUUGAAAAGAAGGAGCUCCCGGAUGGCAGAUGGAUGAAGGCAAACUUCACCAAUGUUAUUGAGAAUCAGUUCACACUCACAGGUCUGACCGGAGGCCAAACUUACGAGUUUAGAGUAACUGCUAAGAAUGGUGCUGGUGUUUGGAGCACACCUUCAGAAAGUGUAACCAUCAUCGCUCAGGAUGUUAUUGAAGGACCCACAGCAUUCAUUGAUCCUAAGUACAAGAGUACUACUGUUGUUCAGGCUGGUGAGACAUUCGUUAUUGAUGCAGAUUUCUUUGGGAAGCCCCUCCCAGAAGUAACAUGGCUGAAGGAUGGAAAAGAAAUUGACAAAGCUACCCAGAGAAUGGAGGUCAAAAACACCCUCACUCACACAACUCUGACAGUCAGGGACUGUAUACGAGUGGAUGGGGGACACUUUGUCUUGAGCCUCAGCAACAUUGGCGGAACUACAUCUAUCCCAGUUCAUGUGAAGGUCCUGGAUAGACCUGGUCCUCCAGAUGGACCUCUGAAGUUGAAAGUUGUCAGUGCAGAAAAAUGUAAUCUUCACUGGAACCCCCCUGUAAACGAUGGCGGUGCCAGUGUUUCCCACUACAUCAUUGAAAAAAGAGAGACCAGUCGUGUUACAUGGACUGGGGUUGAUCCUCAAGUUGAAGCUGUCAGUUACAAAGUGACAAAGCUGGUACCAGGUAAAGAAUACAUAUUCAGGAUUGCUGCCGUGAAUACAUUUGGUGUUGGUGAAUUUCUGGAAUCAGAUCCCUUCAUUGCACAAAACCCUUUUACGACACCAAGUGCACCAUCUACCCCUACAGUCAGCACUGUGACUGGUGACUCUAUAGUGCUAACAUGGGAAAGGCCUGAGACUGAUGGAGGCUCAGAGAUUGAUGGCUACAUCCUGGAGAAACGUGACAAAGAGGGUGUCAGGUGGACUAAAUGCAACAAGAGAAGACUAAAUGACUUGCGUUUCAGAUGCACAGGUCUCGCUGAGGGACAUUUCUAUCAGUUUAGAGUAUUGGCAGAGAAUGCUGCCGGUGUGGGUGCACCCAGUGAGCCAAGUGAGUACAUAAAAGUAUGUGAAGCUACUUACCCACCUGGUCCUCCUACCAACCCCAAAGUGACAGAUUAUUCCAGCAGUACUAUAUCUCUGACCUGGUCAAAGCCCAUUUAUGAUGGUGGAGCAGCCAUCAGUGGAUUUGCAGUUGAGAUGAAAGAAGCAGCAGAAGAUGAAUGGAUCACAUGCACACCGAGCACAGGUGUAGAGGACACAAACUACACUGUAAAGAGACUGAGAGAAAAUGCAGAGUACAAUUUUCGUAUAUGUGCAAUGAAUGCCGCUGGAGUUGGAGAAUAUGUGGAUCUACCUGGGUCUGUGGUAGCUGCUGAAAAACUAGAGGCACCUGAGAUUGAGUUGGAGACUACCUUGAGAAAGAUUGUCAGUGUUCGAGCCUGUUCCACAUUACGUCUCUUUGUCACCAUCAGAGGAAGGCCAGAGCCAGAGAUUAAGUGGUCAAAGGAAGGUGGCACUCUCAGUGAGCGUGCUCAAAUUGAAGUAACAAGCUCCUACACUGAGUUAUUGAUCGAGAAUGUCAAUAGAAAUGACACAGGAAAAUAUGUGUUGACUGCUGAGAACUGCAGUGGCUCUAAAUCAGCAUUUAUCAAUGUCAGGGUAUUGGAUUCCCCCAGCGCACCAACAAACUUACAGGUAAAGGAUGUAAAGAGAGACUCCGUGUCCAUCUCCUGGGACGCACCUCUCAUUGACGGUGGAGCAAAGAUUUCACACUACAUCGUAGAAAAGCGAGAGGAGGCUAGGAAGGCAUUUUCAAGCAUCUGUAGCAACUGUGUGAGAAACUCAUACAAGAUUGACAAUCUCCAGGAAGGAUGUUUCUAUUAUUUCCGUGUCCUUGCUGUGAAUGAUUUUGGGGCUGGACUGCCAGUAGAGACCACUGAGGCUGUUAAAGUGUCUGAAGCUCCACUGCCUCCUGGCAAAAUCACUCUCAGUGAUGUUACUUGCAAUAAUGCAAGACUCUCUUGGGAGAAGCCUGACCAUGAUGGAGGAAGCAAAAUCACGUGUUAUAUUGUAGAAAUGCAGAUUAAGGGAGAUGACACAUGGACAAUAUGUUCAGAGAGUAAAGCACAGGAAGUGACUAUUAAUGGGCUGGAAAAAGGAAAGGAGUAUUUCUUUAGAGUAAGUGCUUUGAAUGAAAAGGGAAAAAGUGAACCAAAGUCUCUUUUCGCACCAGUUAUAGUAAAUGAUAAUAGGGCUGAGCCCAUUAUUAAUUUGCUGUCCAACACAUUCAGUGUGAGGGCAGGAAAUGAUUUAAAAAUCGAUGUUCCAUUCAAGGGUGUACCACUGCCAACAGUGGCCUGGAAGAAAGAUGGCAACUUGAUAAAAGAGACGAGCAGGGUAAAUGUACACACAUCUGACACAUCAUCUCAGAUUAUUAUCAAAGAUGCAACCAGAAUAGACUGUGGCAAGUAUGAAAUGACCCUGGUCAACUCAGUUGGAACGACAACUGCUGAAAUCUUUGUUAAUGUUUUUGAAAGACCUGGACCACCAAGUGACCUCAGUGUGGAUGAAGUGAGUGCUGACUUUAUGUCUUUGUCAUGGCAGCCCCCACAUUAUACUGGCGGGUGUCAAAUCAGUAAUUAUGUUGUUGAGAAGAGAGAUACAGGCAGCACAGUAUGGCAGACUGUGUCAGCUACAGUGGCUAGAACAUCAAUCAAAAUUUCCCGCCUGACACAGGGCACUGAAUACCAGUUUCGUAUCGCUGCAGAGAAUCGCUAUGGCAAGAGCCACUUUGUUGAGUCUGAUGCUGUUUUUGCCCAGUAUCCCUUUAAGCCGCCUGGUCUGCCAACCAAUCUCCGUGUUGUGAAUGCCUCAAAGUCCAUCAUGGUGGUUGCAUGGAGCAAGCCAGACAAUGAUGGUGGCAGCCCGAUUAUUGGUUAUCAUAUUGAAUGCAAAGAUCAAAGCAGUAUUUUGUGGACAAAGUUAAACAGAAGCCCAGUGACUGAGAACCAGUUCAAAGUAACAAGUGUUGAAGAAGGUCUGAUAUAUGAGUUUCGGGUCUCUGCUGAGAAUAGGGCUGGUAUAGGACCAUGCAGUAAGGCAUCCGAGCCUGUAGCGGCAAGAGACCAGUGCGAUCCCCCACGCAACCUCACAGUCACCAAUAUAACCAACAGCUCAGUUUCCCUCUCAUGGGACAAACCAGAAUAUGAUGGUGGGGCUAAAAUAACUGGCUACAUUGUUGAGCGUAAAGAGCUGCCAGAUAGUUGCUGGCUAAAGUGCAACUUCACCAACUUACAGGACACCUUCUUGGAAGUGACUGGCCUCACAGAGGGUGAGGAGUAUGAUUUUCGUGUGAUUGCAAAAAAUGCAGCUGAGCUCUUUAGUGCCUCUUCUGAAACCACAGGACCAGUUACAGUGCAGCAUGACGUGGAGCCACCCAAAAUUAUCUUGGAAGACAAAUACAGACAGGUGUUGGUUGUCAAAGCAGGAGAGCUCCUAAGAAUAGAUGCUGACAUCUCCGGUCGCCCCAACCCUACUGUGUUUUGGUUGAAGAAUGGUAGAAAUAUUGGCACUAAGGGAAGGGUUGAGAUAACUGCAACAAAGGUGCAUACCUCUCUACUUAUCCGAGAAAGUGUGAGGAAAGACUCUGGACAGUAUACUCUGACCCUACAAAAUACAGGGGGUACUACAUCUAAGGCUAUCACCUGCAAGGUCCUGGACAGGCCCGGUCCACCCGCUGGACCUCUGGAAGUGUCGGGAUUAUCAGCAGACAAAUGCACCCUAUCAUGGGGACCCCCUCAUGAGAAUGGCGGUGCUGAAAUCAUGUACUAUAUUGUUGAGAAGUGUGAAACCAGCCGCGUAGCUUGGAUCCUUGUGUACGGUGACAUGAUGGCAACUACUUGCAAAAUAACCAAGCUGCUCAAAGGUAAUGAAUACCUUUUUAGGAUAAGGGCAGUGAACAAGUAUGGGGAAGGUGAGAAUUUGGAAAGUGAGCCUAUCAAGGCCAUGGAUCCCUUUAGUAUCCCAUCUGCUCCGAUGGAUGUUGAGGUCACAAGUGCAACAAGUGAUGCUAUGACUAUCUGCUGGAAGAGACCUGUCACUGAUGGCGGCAGUCGUAUCAGCGGUUACAUUAUAGAGAAGAGGGAAAAGCAGGGUGUUCGCUGGGUUCGUGUCAAUAAGAAACCAGUCUAUGACCUACGUGUCAAAGCCUCCUGUCUGCACGAGGGAUGCGAGUAUGAAUUUAGAGUUUUUGCUGAGAAUGCUGCUGGGUUAAGUGAACCCAGUCUUCCAUGCCCACUCACCCUGGCAGAGGAUCCAAAGUUUCUACCUUGCCCUCCUGCCAAACCCACCAUAAUGGAUUCAUCCAGGUCCUCUAUCACUCUGUCAUGGAACAAGCCGCUGUUUGAUGGUGGAGCAGCAGUCACUGGGUACAAAGUUGAAUUCAGAAAGUCAACAGAAGAAGACUGGACUGUUGGUGUGUAUAACACAGAUAAAACUGAGUUUACAGUUACUGGACUCACUUCUGGGACAGAGUAUGUGUUUAUUGUGAGAUCCAUAAAUAAGAUUGGCAUCAGCGAGCCCAGUCCUGAAACAGAUCCUCAGGUGGCCAUGGAGAGAGAGGAGGAGCCCAGGUUUGAUGUUAGCACCGAGAUGAGGAAGACCCUGCUUGUUAAAGAUGGCAGCUCCUUCACUUUGACUGUGCCUUUCACAGGCAAACCUGUUCCUAGUGUGACAUGGGAUAAAGCAGAUGUAGAUCUGAGAGUCAGAGGACUGAUCAACACCAGCAGCUCCGUCACCUCUAUUACAGUGGAAGGGGCAACACGUGAUGACUCUGGCAAAUACACUGUGAAACUGCAAAAUGUUGCUGGAUCUGUCUCUUUGACACUGAAGGUGAGGGUUUUGGAUUCACCUGGUCCACCAACUCAUGUAGCAGUUAAAGAUGUGACCAAGAACUCUGCCACUGUUUCCUGGGACAUCCCAGAGAAUGAGGGAGGAGCCCCUGUCAACAACUACCUUGUAGAUAUACGGGACAUCAGCAGAAAAGGGUGGACAAGACUCACGGAUAAAUGUCGCCGACUGUCCUACAAGGUGUCUGACCUGGAGGAGGGAGGAAUCUACUUUUUCAGAGUCACCGCCGAAAAUGAGUAUGGGAUCGGUGUUCCAGCUGAGACCAAGGAGGGAACAAAAAUGACAGAUACAACAGACUGGGAGACAAAUCCAGGAGCUUAGGUCGUCUCCCUCUCAAGCGUUGAACUGAUCAUUUCCUGAUCUUUCUGUGAAGAUCCUCCUCUAUUUCUCAUCUUCAUUCAGUGUUGUUCAGAAAAAUCAGUUAGCGAAUGUAAAUUGAUACUUUGCCUGAAGCUGCGGUUUUGUAGAUUUAUGAUUACGUUUCUUUUCUAAAUGUUUGUGUACUAGUAUGCCUUAUUAACAGAUUUUGUUUAUAGAAGAAAAUGCAUUGAUGCACUGAUUUUAGUUCAGAAAUAAUAACUAAAAAAUGGUGCUGU
Molecule: messenger RNA, 6812 nt
Organism: Micropterus dolomieu (smallmouth bass)
Lineage: Eukaryota; Metazoa; Chordata; Actinopteri; Centrarchiformes; Centrarchidae
Product: titin-like
Exons: 4
Coding region: 100-6537 (2145 amino acids)
Molecular function (GO): protein binding
Source: RefSeq, a predicted model, not a curated record